CUCUGAGCUUGGACUUAAUGAAGUUGCGGCUGAUGUAAUAAAAUUAGAAAGUGAACAACAGGCAGGGUUAGCACAGCUAAGGGGCGUUGUUAAGUGGGAUUGAGGCGGGCACUGUGCCAGAUGAAGUUUAGUGCGGUCAGUAAAAGUGCUCGGUCCACACAAUAGGAAGCGUUAUCCUGGGGCUGUUCACACAAUGAGGUGACUCUUACAAAAGGCUGUAUAGUUCUGAGAGACAUGCCUUUCUUGGAAUUUAUAGCUGGGUGUAUUUCAGGCUCAGUGGGACUGGCAUUUGGACAUCCAUUAGACACCGUGAAGGUGCGCCUGCAGGCCCAGUCUGUGUAUAAAGGGAUAUUUCACUGUGUGGCUAAAACAUAUGCUCACGAAGGACUCCAUGGAUUCUUCAAGGGCAUGGCAUUUCCAGUGAUGACCACAGGAAUCAUCAACUCUGUUGUCUUCGGCUCUUACAGUAAUGCCUUAGAUUUCCUCACUCAGUCUCAGCGCAAUGACCGCAGCCAAGGCAAAGCUGCCUCUUCUGCACACGUUUUCACUGCCGGCUGCUUCUCAGGACUGAUGCAGGUGCUUGUUUGUGCACCCAUUGACCUGGUGAAGGUGCGUCUGCAGGGUCAAACCACUGCUGAACGGUACCGUGGACCCACUCAUUGUGUUGCCGUCAUCCUGAAGGGGGAGGGACCCAGGGGUCUGUUCAGAGGUGGACUGGCUCUCGCCCUCAGGGAUGUACCCUGCUAUGGACUUUACUUCUUGCCUUAUGAGGCCAUUCUAAAGGCUCUGACUGAGACCGGCAAACAACCAGGUACAUUUGCUAUAUUGAUAGCAGGUGGAUCAGCAGGCGUAGUGACUUGGGCCUUUGCCACACCCAUGGAUGUAAUAAAAGCCCGGCUCCAGAUGUCAGGAGCCGGCGGCCGAGAGUACAACGGGGUCCUCCACUGCAUGAGAGUGAGCAUCAGAGAGGAGGGACUGAGGGUCUUUUUCAAAGGCCUCCUACUGAACAGCCUGAGGGCUUUCCCUGUCAACGCCAUCACCUUCCUCACUUACGAGAGUCUGAUGGGAUUUUUCUGUCCACCACCUCACUCCUGACAGUGAGCGGAGUCACUUCGCGUGGUGUGGAGAUUUUACUGUGCAUACACAAAUUGACUGCAGGUUGGAUAUUCCCAAGAGUUCUUAACAUUACCAAAUAAAACAGUUUUAAGUUUUAUCUUUUUUUAAGAUGAUCAGUCCAAAGUACUUACUUUUUACUUUAGAACUUUGCCAUAUGUUUUUCACAUUUCACAACAAUGUUUUUUUUUUUGUUUUUUUGUAAACUGCGCACAAAAAGUCAAAGUGACUUCCUAAUAAAUAAACAAUGCAACAACUAUAGUUAAUUUCAUUAUAGGUGACAGGUCUAUCGGGUCAUUCUAGAAACAAGUUUCAUCAAAGUCGUGUGUAUAUGUGAAUAGGUGGAGCGUUACUCUGUAUGACCUUUGGCAUAAAUAAUAAGGGUAAAGAUCAGCCUGCACGUGUUACCUUAGCUGUUACCUUAGCCGUCUACUCUGUUCUCACUCUGGCACCUUUUGUUGUUUUGGUCUGCUGUUCACAGCCAGCGGAUCAAAAGUGGUUGUUUUGAUUUGUUUGUUUUUGGGUAGUGUCUGUCCUGCUCUUAAAGGUCGGGGUGUGAUUGGGUGGACUGGAGAUAAAGCUGCUAUUAUCAACAUUUUUUACAUCAACAAUAGGUCAAAACAAAAAACAAAAAAAAUCACCUGACUGCAUUUACCUUCAGCUAUGGAGUUUUUUGGCACCUUGCACGUGACCAUUCUAGUUUUACAACCCACAGCUCUAUCACAGCGGCCAUCAGCAUUGUUUCCAGAAAUGCUGUUUGUUUGCGAUAUGAACUUUUUAAACUGGAUAUGCAUGUCUGUUUAGAGCUUGUUGAGCUGCCUGUGUGUGUGUGGUCCAAAAAUCAUUUUAGGUUUAAGAUUAUGUAUUCAAAAUUGACGUUGUAGUUUGCAGUAGUGUUGAACUAGACUGCAUUAAAUUGAGAGGUAUUUUGGCCACUCCAUUUACAUACAUGAGAGGGUGAUAACAGAAACACCUUUCAAAAUGCAGUCCAGUACAUCACCAUGCACUGUGUGCAAUGAUGACCAGAAAUUAGAAUAAUUACUAUUAUUAAAGUAGAAUUUAUAUCACAGCUGUUGCUGUUACAGGUUCACAUAAUGAAGUGGCCGCUGAAAGUAUAUUAUGCAAUAUGAGCCUGCUGUCAAUACAGCCUGAACACUCAAAAUAAAAAAUACACUCACACAAUGUGUGAAGAGAAAAUACUUUUAUUUGCUGCACAAUGUCCAUCAAACAUAAUCACAUCCUCACUAAAGAGUCACAUGAGUGAAUAUUUUACAUCUUUGAUUUGCACAUUCCCAAACAUACAGUUCAUAACAGUUCUGUCCCACUUGUAAUGGUCCAGAUAAAGAAAAAAAAAGCUGUUGAUGUGCAUGUUUGAACUUAACUCUAGAUGCACCAUUACAGGCUUAAUAUGGAAAAUUAAAGACAGAUAUGUAGGAUAUCAAUAUUAAGCCCACACAUGGUUUUGAUAAGCACUUCAACGUGAACAAAUCCUCAAACAAUGACAGGAAAUAAUCACGUAAAAUGAACGUUUAGAAUGUAAAUUAAAAUAUAUGUAUGUUCAAGUCAGACAACCCUUUAUGAUCAAACUCAAAACAGACCAGAAAGGAAAAAAAAAAGUUUCUUGAGGCACAAAAACCUGCAGCAGAAGUAGAGUAUUAUGAAAAUGAUUAUAUAAAAAAAAGACAAACCUCAAACCCAACAGUGAGACACAGAUUAGUCCUAUCAGACACCUGAUGGACUUUGUCAGUCACUGCCUACAGAAAUGUUGGGACAGAUGUGAUUAAAGUCAGAGUGAGUUUAGAUUGGCACCAUGCAGCUGAUAACAUGGCACUAAUUUGUUACUAUGACAGAAAGGCAUCUGUGGAAGAAAACUUAACAUUCAGCGCAGGAGCUCAAAUGAGAAUGUGAAUUUAUCGCAGCUCAAAUUAAUCAUGAAAUAUUGAUGUGUAUUUAAAAGUAGCAACAGCCACAGGAUGGCUCACAGAGAUGUCAGUGACAUAGGUUUUACAUUGAAUCCCAUUAGUAUAAAUUAACAGGGCUUUUUUUAAAAAUGGAAAUAAUAACCUCUGGUUUAUUACAAGCCGGGUUUUAUUUUCGUUGUUUGGCCCUUUGGUUCAGUUGUUUGUGAUAACACUGCAAUCACCUGAGAUCCUGGAACAUUACUGAAAAAAAAAAAAAAAGAUCCAACA
Messenger RNA from Larimichthys crocea (large yellow croaker), 3302 nucleotides. It is a transcript of the gene slc25a45, whose product is annotated as solute carrier family 25 member 45. Lineage: Eukaryota; Metazoa; Chordata; Actinopteri; Sciaenidae. Gene Ontology annotation, molecular function: transmembrane transporter activity. The record is from RefSeq and is a predicted model, not a curated record. The coding region runs from base 235 to 1095 and encodes 286 amino acids. The transcript is spliced from 7 exons. Gene Ontology annotation, biological process: transmembrane transport. Gene Ontology annotation, cellular component: mitochondrion.